Iphiclides podalirius (scarce swallowtail) is the source of this 372-nucleotide messenger RNA. NCBI's taxonomy places the organism in Eukaryota, Metazoa, Arthropoda, Insecta, Lepidoptera, Papilionidae. The record is from the annotation of a GenBank genome assembly.
AUGUAUCCCAGAGCACAGCGAAUUUUGGCAUCAACAAUAAGACCCUCUUCUACGAAAUCGACCGAUGAUGACGCACCUCUAGAAAUGGCGAAUCCAUAUAAAAAGGAGAGGCGACAAUGCAUCCUCUGCAAACUUAAAAUAACCCCAGAUUACAAAAAUUCUAGGUUGCUGUCCCAAUUCCAGAGUCCAUAUACCGGAAGAAUAUAUGGCAGGCAUAUAACGGGCCUUUGCAAAACCAAACAAGAACUGGUUGAAGCAGAAAUAACGAAAGCCCAGAACUGUGCCUAUAUGCCCUAUUACUAUAAAGACAAACAUUUCCUUAGAGACCCAAAGUUGUUCGACCCCGAAAAUCCAAUUCGAUCCCAUCGUUUU